This is a messenger RNA of Bufo bufo (common toad), 957 nucleotides long. RefSeq names its product V-set pre-B cell surrogate light chain 3 (gene VPREB3). NCBI's taxonomy places the organism in Eukaryota, Metazoa, Chordata, Amphibia, Anura, Bufonidae. The transcript is spliced from 4 exons. Gene Ontology annotation, biological process: immunoglobulin production; immune response. The record is from RefSeq and is a predicted model, not a curated record. The coding region runs from base 1 to 720 and encodes 239 amino acids.
AUGUCCUGGGCGGCCUUUUUCAUCACUAUUGUCUAUAUUAGCACAUAUUGUGCUGCACAGAUCACAUUGACACAGUCACCUUCUGAAUCCGUGUCUCCUGGGAGUACAGUGAAAAUCCCCUGUACGGCUAGUGGAAUCACCAUAAGUGAUCGCUAUGUUUCCUGGUAUCAGCAGAAGGAAGGGAAUAGUCCUCGAUAUCUUCUGUACUAUUAUGAUGACAGCGACAAACACCAAGGAACAGGAGUCCCUGAUCGGUUUUCUGGGUCUAAAGACAACUCAAAAAACGCUGGCUAUUUAACCAUCAGAGGGGCUUUGACAGAGGAUGAGGCAGAUUACUACUGUGCGGUGUGGGACUCUAACGCGUAUAUUUUCGGAGGUGGGACCACGCUAUCCGUUCACUCCGGAGACGUGAAGACUCCCUCUGUAUUUAUGUACAAACCUUCCGAUGAAGAACUAAAGACAGAUAAGGCCACUGUGGUCUGCACUCUGAGUGCCUUCACUCCAAAGAUUGCGUCAGUGGAAUGGAUGGUGGAUGAGAAAAAGUGGACAACUGAUAUAUAUACCACACCGGCCAGCAAACAGGCUGAUAACCUGUACAUGGAGAGCAGUCUCCUCAGCAUGUCCUCCACAGAAUACAUGAAACAUGAGAAGUUUGCCUGUAAAGUGACACAUCAGGGGAAAGAGAUUAUCCAGACGAUAAAUCGAUCAGAAUGUUCUUAAUAUUUACUUUCUCUAAAUCUUUAUGGCCCAAUUAAUGCUUUCUUUUACACUCGCUAUAGGGGCCAUAAAUGUAAUUUUAUAUAACAGUAUUAUUUUUCUUUUUUCUUAUUAAACUGUUAUACUUCCAUAUUUCUACUAGUAAUUAUUCUUUCACUUCAAUCUCUUCAUGUGGAACUCUUUAAUAGAGUUAUUGUCACUUUUCUGUAUGAACUUGAAAAUAAAAUGAUAGUAUCUUCA